Messenger RNA from Pyricularia oryzae 70-15, 1048 nucleotides. RefSeq names its product 50S ribosomal protein L31e. Bases 71 to 445 code for a protein of 124 amino acids. Gene Ontology annotation, cellular component: ribosome; cytosolic large ribosomal subunit. Gene Ontology annotation, biological process: cytoplasmic translation. The transcript is spliced from 4 exons. The record is from RefSeq and is a predicted model, not a curated record. NCBI's taxonomy places the organism in Eukaryota, Fungi, Ascomycota, Sordariomycetes, Magnaporthales, Pyriculariaceae. Gene Ontology annotation, molecular function: structural constituent of ribosome.
GACUAGACAUAUUCGCUGAAUCCACCCGCAUCUCGACGUCGCCAACUUCUCGGAAAUCCAAAACACAGCCAUGUCGACAAAAACCAAGAAGCCUACGGGCAAGACCCAGCGCUCGGCCAUUGCCGACGUUGUCGCCCGCGAGUACACCAUCCACCUCCACAAGAGAUUACACGGUGCCACCUUCAAGAAGCGUGCUCCCAAGGCGAUCAAGGAGAUCAAGGACUUCGCUACCAAGGCCAUGGGAACUUCCGAUGUCCGUGUCGACCCCCAGCUCAACAAGAAGGUCUGGGAGCAGGGUGUGAAGGGUGUUCCUUACCGUAUCCGUGUGCGCAUCUCCCGGAGGCGAAACGACUCUGAGGAUGCCAAGGAGAAGCUGUACAGCUACGUUCAGGCCGUCAACACCAAGAACCCCAAGGGCCUGCAUACCGUCCUGGUUGAUGAGUAAAGAAUUGUUAUCUGUGGAACGACAAGGCGAAAAGGGACAAAACAAACAUAGGGUUUCUGGCGGCAUCUGGGCUUUACGGAGUUUUUGAUUGGCAUUAGCUUCAGACCUUCCUCAACAAUGAGCAAUGAGGGGUUCGACCAACACAACGCAAUGAUUUUCUCCAACCCAACCAGCGUCUACUGGAUGGGGGUUUUCACAUAGGAAUGGUUUGGACGCGUCUGCUGCCAUGUCUAGGGAUGAUCGUCUUGAUCUGCCAGUCUAGAGAGUAGACGACAUGAACGAUCGUAUUCCAGUGCACCGAUGAACUACAACUGCUUGUUAGACUAGAUCGCUGCCAUGCGGUCAUGAAAACGUCCCAAUGCCAGAGGACGACCAACCGUUCGGCUGAAUCAACUCAAUACCAUGCAAAACCCAUGUAUAAUGUAACAACAAGGGCAGGCAAAGAGAACUACAGAUAACGCUCAAGUACUCGACUCCCCAAUAAGAAAUUCAGAAAUGCCCAUUGUCCAACCGUUUUGAAAGGAGAAUAUCCCAAACAAAACCAAGCCAUCCCACCGGCUGCGUAAAAUCAUUAAUAAAGCUCCAAUUUACUCUUCGUCGAUG